Messenger RNA from Aegilops tauschii subsp. strangulata, 987 nucleotides. The record is from RefSeq and is a predicted model, not a curated record. NCBI's taxonomy places the organism in Eukaryota, Viridiplantae, Streptophyta, Magnoliopsida, Poales, Poaceae.
AUGUGCGAGUACACUGGAGAUGCCAAAGACCCCCAACGCCACUGCCAGAUAGAGCUAACUGAUGAAGACAUCAAUGACAUGACCAAAACCGCGCUGAACGAGAGCUUGGCAGAUUGCAGCAAAACAGGGUUAAACCCUUUCUGUGUAGUCAACAAACCUCCAGCUGCCGACUCUUCUUUCUGGAAUAAGAAACUUCAAGAUAAACCAACGAAGAAGACCCGGACAAAGAAUAAGGCUCCUAAAAAGCCCGCCAAGAAGAAGACCAACCCCUCCGAGUUAUUUGACUUGGAUGAUAAUGAUGAGUCAGAGGAUGAUGCGGAGGCCAGCCGUGCAGAUGAUGAAGAGGGAACCUCUCACUCUUCAUCUGGUGAUUCCACUGGGACCCAGGUCCCUAUGUUCAAGACCAUACCUGGUGCCAUGGCCAAACCCAGCAAGAAGCUGAAGGUUAAUAAACCGUCCGAAGAUCCCAAGGUGGCUGACCCGGAGAAGUAUACAACGUCUGAGUCUUUGGAUCAAGCUUCAGAAGCAGCCAUGGAUGACACGCCACCAGAGGAGCACCCUGUCACCACAGACCCUAUGAAUGUUGAUCCAGAGAACGCUAAGCCACCCAGCCCCGCUCAGCCAGCUCAAGAAACUGAAGAUGUCAUAGCUGAACUAAAUAUGAAGGAAUCCCCAGUCAAUUAUCUGAGGCAAAACAUUCAAACCCAGCAAUCGGAGACUUCAAAGGCUAAAUUAGAGCUGAACACCGCUUUGGAAAACAUUGAAAAUCUGAAAAAGGACUUCAGUGCUGAGAGAACCGGCUGGGAGACCGAGAAGGCGGCUCUAUUGAAAAGAGCAGAAGAUGCCGAAGUUGCCCUUACGUCGGUAACCGACGAGUGUUCCGGUUUAAAGUAUCAAAUCAACAGCAUGACAACUGCCAUCUUUGGCUCCAAAAGCUCCAAGCUGGGUCAAGACAUGCGCAUCCGGCUUAAGGCUGUAUAUCACUAG